This is a messenger RNA of Stomoxys calcitrans (stable fly), 2314 nucleotides long. RefSeq names its product ATPase family gene 2 protein homolog B. The record is from RefSeq and is a predicted model, not a curated record. The transcript has 3 exons. NCBI's taxonomy places the organism in Eukaryota, Metazoa, Arthropoda, Insecta, Diptera, Muscidae. The coding region runs from base 83 to 2308 and encodes 741 amino acids. Gene Ontology annotation, molecular function: ATP hydrolysis activity; ATP binding.
UCAACUCUUGUGAAUGAAUGGAAGCUAAAAACCAAAACAGAAACGAGCUGGGUGGUCAGGACAAUUGCCUUCCAAUAGCAAAAUGUCUGGCUCUUUAUACAUUUUACCAUUAGAGUCAGUGGACAAUUUUGUGUCCCAAAAGUGUUUAUUGCCUAAAGAUCGGUUCCCGCAAGGAGGACGGCCCGGUCAAUGGGCGAAAUGUUGGUUUUCUCCCAUUGACCAACCAACAAUGAGAAACUUUGCAGUUUGUCAAAUUUUUCCAAGAGAGCAAGGUGAAAUGACCAUGUGUUACAUGGACAUGAGUAUUUGCCAGUGUAGAUCUAAAAGCCUUGACCAGCGAUUUGUAUUGGACGACAUUGUUCUAAUGGAUGAGAACGAGAUACAGUUGAGACAGAUCGAAGUGUCGUUUUCGCUGACUCCCAAUGAUGUUAAGGGUCUUAUUUCAUUGACUAAAGUAAAUUUGAAGGCCAUGGCGACAAUUUUGUUGCAGGAGUACCACUUUUCUGCUAAGUGUUUUGCUAGGAGUCACGAUUUAGAAAGAAGAGGCAUUGAUGGAAUCUAUGUUGAGUCAAAGGAAUUAAAUGACAAUUUGACUUUUACAAUAAGCGACGAUACUGAAAUUCGAAUUCAAGACAUAACGCUGAGCAACAGAAGUGGUGUCAGUGGUUUCGAUUUCAACGCAGUUGGUCCCUUUCAAAGAGUCCGUCGAGAGCUUGAAAAUAUGGUGAGCGCGGUUAAAUUGCAGCGAAAGACUUUAUGGUCACAACGCAUGAGUUUAAACGCACUGAUUGUGGGAGUAGUGGGUAGUGGCAAAACAUCAUUGGUGGAUGACUUUCUUCAACACCAUCGAUGCAAUGUAUUUCGAGUGACCUCACUGAGUGUCGCAAAGCAAUAUCCAGGCGAAGCAGAAGCUGAGUUAAGGAGCAUUUUCAAAGCUGCGCAACAUUUCGAAGCUCAAUUAAAGCCAAAAGAACCUACUGUAAUUCUAAUCGAAGACAUUCACUUGCUGUGCCCUCAAUCUAUUGCUGCUAGCAGUACACCCGAAGCUUCAAUUACUUCUAUGCGCAUCGUAACUCAAAUCUUAUCGCUUAUCGAUGAGCUGCAUAAUAAGAAAAGUGGUAUUUUGUGCUUGGGCACUACAAAUAGCUCCGACACUUUGAGCGAGUUGGUCCUGAGGCCUGGACGCUUCGAUAAAGAAAUCUCCAUAGGAGCUUUAACGUCUGAUGCCCGAAAAGAAAUCAUUGCAGAACUAUUUGAGAAAUAUCUCCCCGCCUCAAAUAUAACACAAAUACUUAUGUGGAUGGCUGAACAAACUCAAGGUUAUGUUCUGGCUGAUUUAGCCCUAUUUGUGCGUAAUGUAACAAACAUAGUUCUUACACGACCAAAUGAUAAUAUUGAGGCAGUAGUUAAAAAUAGUUUGCAUAAAAGCAAACCCAUGGCUGUAAGAGGAACAGAUGUAACAGUGCUGAAAACGAAGGAAACUUUUGAUAUAAUUGGCGGUAUGCAUCAGUUGAAGAGAGUGUUGGAAGUUUCAGUUUUAGCUGGUCUUAAGCGAGAAGAGGCAUUUCGAAAGUUUGGAUUGUCUUUACCAAAGGGGCUUCUACUGUACGGGCCACCAGGGUGUGCUAAAACCACAGUUGCUAAAUGUUUGGCCACGGAAGCAAAAAUGACAUUCAUAGCAACAUCUGGAGCUGAGGUAUAUUCACCCUACAUUGGUUGCGCUGAGAAAUUUGUGGCAAAAAUCUUCGACACAGCUCGGAGAAACUCGCCAUGCUUAAUAUUUUUAGAUGAAAUUGAUUCAUUGGUUGGUCGCAGAGCAAUGAAUGCAUCGUCAGGAGAUGUACAACUACGCAUUAUGUCCACAAUUCUGACGGAAAUGGACGGUAUUCUUGGUUCACAAGGGACAAAUAGUUUGAGUAGUGCACAAAUACUUGUGGUGGCAGCUACAAAUCGUCCCGAUAUGGUUGAUGAUGCCCUAUUGCGGCCGGGGCGCUUUGACAAGUUAAUACAUGUACCAGCCCCCGAUAAGAUUUCUAGGCGCUGCAUCCUGGCCCUCCAUCAGCAGAGAAUGCCAAUUGCCAAAAAUAUAGAUUUAGAUGAAAUCGCAGCUCGCACUCACAACUAUUCUGGUGCAGAUAUGUGCAAUCUUUGCAAUGAAGUUGCCCUUAAUGCAUUUCAAAGAAAUUUUAGGGCCAAUGAAAUAACAUACGAAGAUUUCGACUAUGUUUUGAGAACGUCUUCCAAGUCAUCGUUGACACAAAAUCAAAUUGAUUGGUAUUAUCAGUUUGAAAAUAAAUUUGUAAGAUAACCAUAA